ACCAGCAACAAAAAAGGUCCAUAAUACCUUGAGCUCUAAGCCGACAACUGGUUUGAAUUUUAGAAGUUUACUGGCUCGACCGUGGGAGAGUUCCUUGAGCCACACCGGUGACCCCCUUCUUCUGAACUAGGGAAGUUUGCUCAUAAAUUUCGUCAUACGUUAGAGGAGUGGAAUAAUAUUUCAAGAAGCAAACUCAGACAUGGGUGAAAAUUCAGGUAAAGAAACCCUUGCCUCGAGUACAAAGAAGGGUUUUUUGAAGAAGAAGAAAUUUCAUAUCCGACGGAAGAAACUGAAUGCAUAUGAUAUCUCUUCCCUCUCAGAGUUUCUGCCUGAGUUGAAGGAUUCACUAGAACUAACUCCUGCUGCAAAGUUCAAGCUAAUAUUGAAGGAAGGAAAGCGUCUGAGUGCACUUGUUAAUCAUCCUGCUUUCCAGAUGGAUCCGCUAGGUGCAAUUUAUCAAGACAUAAUAAGCACACUGCCUGUGGUCGAUGAGAAACCGAAUGAAAGGAACAAAUUUGGAAGCAAGAAGAGGAAUCAGAAGAAAUCUGAGGCUCCAGCCGGGCUCCAAUCUAUGGAUUUUCAUCUAUCGACCUUGAACUGUGGAAUUUCAUCCAUCCACCUUUCAUGACUCUGUUGAUUAUAUAGGUGCAACCAGGAAGCGAAAUUUGAGCAUAAAAUCUUUUGUCAUUCUGGAUU
Pyrus x bretschneideri (Chinese white pear) is the source of this 696-nucleotide messenger RNA. RefSeq lists its product as uncharacterized. Bases 200 to 628 code for a protein of 142 amino acids. The transcript is spliced from 3 exons. The record is from RefSeq and is a predicted model, not a curated record. NCBI's taxonomy places the organism in Eukaryota, Viridiplantae, Streptophyta, Magnoliopsida, Rosales, Rosaceae.